CCCCCGCAGAGGAGGGGCGUUUUCCGGGGCAGCGGGGGCGGGGAGGGUCUGGCCCCGGCCGCCCGCGGGUCUGGCUCGCGUCUCCGGUUCCGGCGGGGCGGGCGCCGGACAGUGGCCUUUAUGGGAACGUUUUCCUUCGGGGUCGGACAAAGGCGGCGCCACCAUGGCUCUCAGCGUGGCCGACAAAGGCUCCGGCACCAAGGAAUGGAGCAAGAGCCACAAAAUGGAGAGCCUGCUGAAAUUAAGAUCAUCCAGGAAGCAUACAAGAAGGCCUUUUUAUUUGUUAAUAAGGGACUGAAUACAGAUGAAUUAGGUCAGAAGGAAGAAGCAAAGAACUACUAUAAGCAAGGAACAGGACACUUGCUCAGAGGAAACAUAUCAUCGACAGAGCCUGAACACAUAGGUGCUGGGUGGGAAUCUGCUAGGCAGAUGCAACAGAAAAUGAAAGAAACACUACAGAAUGUACGUACCAGGUUGGAAAUUCUGGAGAAGGGUCUUGCCACUCUACGGAAUGAUCUUCAGGAAGUACCCAAGUUAUAUCCAGAAUUUCCACCUAAAGACAUGCCUGAAAAGUCACCAGAGCCUCAGUCCUUUAGUUCACCUCCUCAGCACACUGAAGUAAAUGGAAACACUUCAAUGACAAGUACAGGGUUGGUUCCUGCACCUAGUUCUUUAUCCUUACCAUCUCAGAGUCCUCCCGCAGAAGCACCUCCUGCUUAUACUCCUCAGGCUGCUGAGGGUCAUUACACUGUAUCCUAUGGAAUAGAAUCUGGGGAAUUUUCAUCAGUUGGAGAAGACUUUUACAGGAAUCAUUCUCAGCCACCUCCUCUUGAGACCUUAGGGCUAGAUGCAGAUGAGUUGAUUUUGAUACCAAACGGAGUACAGAUUUUUUUUGUAAAUCCUGCAGGGGAGGUUAGUGUACCUUCAUAUCCAGGGUACCUUCGAAUUGUGAGGUUCUUGGAUAAUUCUCUUGAUACUGUUCUAAACCAUCCUCCUGGGUUCCUUCAGGUUUUUGACUGGUUGUAUCCUCUAGUUCCUGAUAGAUCUCCAGUUCUUAAAUGUACUGUGGGAGCCUACAUGUUUCCUGAUACCAUGUUACAAGCAUCAGGAUGCUUUGUGGGGGUUGUCUUGUCUUCUGAAUUACCAGAAGAUGAUAGAGAACUUUUUGAGGAUUUAUUAAGACAGAUGUCUGACCUUCAGCUUCAGGACCCUGAGGACUAGCUGACCCUGGCCAAGGAACACAGCCAAUGGGCAUGGUGCCCUGCCUGCAGCCAGGCAUUUCCCUCACCCCUGCACAGCUAUGGGUCCCUGCCCCUGUGCCCACAGGCACGACAGAGCACUCACUCACACACUGGGUCUGAUGACUGCAGUUCCCUCCUCACGUCUGCAUCUGCCCACAACCCUCCCAAGGGUCCACACUGCUUCGCACUGCUCCAGACUUUUUCAGCGUAGAUGGAAUCUCGGAUUCUACCGUCAAGGCCAAUGGUGAGCGAGAGUCCUGUCCGCCCCUCCGCCAGGAGAGGAGAGGCCCCCUUCAAGGACCUCACUCUUCACCAGGUGCGGAGGGGCAGCCGAGUCCCACCGAUACUCUCUGGUGCCCCUGCAAACGCCAGGCACCAGGGCUCUGAGACCACAGGAGAUGCGGCCGGUGGGAAGGGACGAUUUCAGAAGAGGUGAGAGGGUAAUUGAACUUUUGUACAACAGGUUAAAAAAAAAAAAUCUUUACUGAUUUGGACAAUAUUGGUCAUAAAUAUCAAAAGCUACACUUUGAAUUCUACAUUAAAAUCCUCUUUCUACCAUAGCUGGGAGUUGUGAUUUUGUUCUUUCAUUUUCUGUGUUUAAAUGAAACACAGACCCACUCCUCACUCAGUAGAUAGUCUUGCAGGCUUAUCAGCUUAUUAGGUGAGAGAGGCGAGGAGGGCCAGCUACAUUGCUCUGGGUGCUCUGAGAUACACCAGGUGCCCCUUGCUCAGAGGACACUUCAGUGUUGGGACCCUGGACAAGAGCAGAGACGGCCUCCCAGAAUCCUGGCAUUUAGAGGUUGAAGGUACUUUCUCAGCACAGCAACCACUAAAACUUGGGAGCCUUUAAAAAUAGUGCUUGCCAGGACCAUUUCCUUUCUCAGGACAGUAGCUGCUACAAUUGGGGAAGAUGGAACACACUCUGCUUCUCUUGCUGAGAUUUCUUCUGACCACCGAUUGAGAAAUUGUGGUGUUCAAGAUCGAACUCCGGAAUUUCCUCGGCCCAGUGGGGAAAAUCAUACAAAAGCAAAAACAAAACAAUAAACGAAACAGGUGAGAAUGUGCAACGUGGCCAGAGGAAGAUUACUUGUAAGUGGACUAAGGGCAGGCAGGACUUGACCUCCGUAACCCCCCCCAAGGGCCUUACAGCCAACCCUUUACCUAGAUUUAUUUUUUUAUUAUAUGUUCAGUUAGCCACUGUGUAAUACACUAUUUGUUUUUUGAUGUAGUGUUCCACGAUUCAUUAGUUGCGUAUAACACCCAGUGCUCAUCACAGCACGUG
Zalophus californianus (California sea lion) is the source of this 2523-nucleotide messenger RNA. RefSeq names its product spartin-like. Lineage: Eukaryota; Metazoa; Chordata; Mammalia; Carnivora; Otariidae. Gene Ontology annotation, biological process: negative regulation of BMP signaling pathway; cell division. The record is from RefSeq and is a predicted model, not a curated record. Gene Ontology annotation, cellular component: plasma membrane.